UCGUCAUGUAAUGAGAGGAACCUUGGAUGAGAGUAUUAUUGUUUUGUGGUGACGAGUGAUAUAAGACAUACGAGAAAAACAGAUGUAUCCUCCCAAACACUCAAAAGUACAGUCAUGUACUUAUUAUUGCAGCAAAAAUAGCUUGGUUGCUUUGAACACUUUAUAUAUUUUCUUGGCCUUUAUCCUUAUUGGAGUCGCAGUAUAUGCACGAGUCACAGCACUUGUAACCAAUUUGCCAAUUCUAGGAGGUGUGAUAGCAUGUGGUGUCUUUCUUCUGUUCCUUUCUAUUUUUGGGAUGGUUGGUGCUAUCAGACAUAGCCAAGUCAUACUAUUCUUUUAUAUGAUUAUUCUAGUACUUCUAUUUAUUAUUCAAAUGGCUGUAUCAAUUGGAGCUUUAGCUGUAACACAUGACCAGCAAGAGAAGCUAAUGGAAGCAGGUUGGCAAAAGCUACCUAGCAAACUACAAAGCAAAAUACAACUUGCAAGAGAUUGUUGUGGAUUCAAAAACAAGACCUCUGCUCAUCCACAAUGCGAAAAGGUUGUACCAUGUUGCAAAGAUGAUAAAGACUCCGAAUGCCCAAAAUGUCCGACAUGUUAUGUGUCACUUGAGAAGACUGUAGAUCAUCUCCUCAAAUUGGCUGGAGGAAUAGGAUUGUUCUUUAGUUUUACUUUGCUUUUUGGUUUUCUCUUGACAAAGAAACUGAGGAAUAAAAAGAAGCAUGUCAUUUAAACCAGAACACAAUGAAGAGAAAGGCAAAUGAUCACACCAUGCAUUCAUUUAAAUGAUUAUAGUUAAAUAAUGCUAGAUGCCAGCAAAUAUUAUAUAGAUUGGAUCUUUGGUUUCAAAAUCUUGCUCAUUAACAUUAAAGGUUAAAGUUCAAAAAUACUGCAAACUUAUAUUUUGUGGUCAUCAGGGCCUAUUUAUUUAAGUAUAAAUAUUAUAUUGUGAAAGUUUGAGCUUUUUGUACAUUUACAUGCAAUUAGUUCAUGAGAUAUUAGCCCCAGGGGGCUCCCUCGUAUUUAGAGUGGGGGUGAUUGUCAUGAUUAGUGAUUCAUAUUGUGUUACAGUCAAGCAACCAUUAUCAUCUGUAUUAUAACACUUGUGAUUAUAAGUCCAAUAAAGAUAGUUGAAUCAUACACUGACCAAGUGAUCAUUACAUGGUAUCAAAAAGAGCUUACUACAUGGAGGGUCUUAAACCCCCCAAAACCUUGUCCUUUGCGGCCGAAAAUUGGAGAAGUUGGAUUCAACAAUUUGACUUAUAUUUUAUAUUUGUUAUUUCACUUUAGAGCAAUUUUUUAAUCCAUGAAAUAAAAGCUAAAUAGUUUUUAACAAUUAGAGUACAAACCCUAAAACUGUGCAACAUAAAUACCUUAMUUAUGCUAAUUCUAUUGUUUUGUAUUGUUUAAUUAACACUAUUUUGUAGUAAAUAGUGGGGUCACGGUAAUAAAGUCUACAAUUCAGUAUUGCGUGUAUUAAUAUUAUGGGUAA
Messenger RNA from Exaiptasia diaphana, 1489 nucleotides. RefSeq names its product tetraspanin-31. The coding region runs from base 83 to 730 and encodes 215 amino acids. Gene Ontology annotation, cellular component: membrane. The transcript has 5 exons. Lineage: Eukaryota; Metazoa; Cnidaria; Anthozoa; Actiniaria; Aiptasiidae. The record is from RefSeq and is a predicted model, not a curated record.